AUGAAUCGCCACCACGAUCCCAACCCUUUCGAUGAGGAGGAGGAAGAAGAAAUCGUCAAUCCCUUCUCUAAAGGAGGUGGAAGGGUUCCUGCUGCAUCUAGACCAGUUGGAUUUGGCCAAAGCCUCGAUGCUACUGUUGAUAUUCCCUUGGAUACCAUGAAUGACUCUUCGGAGAAACAGAGAAAGCUUGCUGACUGGGAAGCUGAACUUAGGAAGAAAGAAAUGGUUUGUAAGCUAACAACUGAUGUUGCUGCAGCCGGUGUUCAGAUUGAUGACAAAAACUGGCCGCCGUUUUUCCCAAUCAUACACCAUGACAUUGCUAAUGAGAUACCGGUUCAUGCACAAAAGCUGCAAUACCUGGCUUUUGCUAGUUGGUUAGGUAUUGUUUUCUGUCUGUUAUUCAAUGUGAUUGCCACCAUGGUCUGCUGGAUUAAAGGCGGGGGUGUCAAGAUCUUUUUCCUUGCCAUAAUAUAUGCGUUGAUGGGAUGUCCACUUUCUUAUGUUGUGUGGUACAGGCCUCUCUACCGAGCAAUGAGGACUGACAGCGCUUUGAAGUUUGGUUGGUUUUUCUUCACCUACUUGAUUCACAUUGGCUUCUGUAUCGUUGCCGCCAUUGCCCCGCCAAUUUUUUUUCAGGGAAAAUCAUUAACGGGUGUGCUUGCAGCCAUCGAUGUCAUCUCAGACAGUUUAUUAGCCGGGAUCUUCUACUUUAUCGGAUUUGGUCUCUUCUGCUUGGAGUCACUUCUGAGUCUAUGGGUUCUUCAGAAAAUCUAUCUCUACUUUAGGGGGAACAAGUGA
This is a messenger RNA of Eruca vesicaria subsp. sativa (arugula), 798 nucleotides long. The record is from the annotation of a GenBank genome assembly. NCBI's taxonomy places the organism in Eukaryota, Viridiplantae, Streptophyta, Magnoliopsida, Brassicales, Brassicaceae.